AUGGGUGCCGUUCAGAAGUUUUACUGGCCUGUGGUAUUGGCCUCUAUCUUCGGAGCUGGACUCUUAUCGCUGUGCUACAACGCCUUCUUCCACCCUCUUACUCAUUUCCCAGGUCCUCCACUUGCUUCCAUCACAGGGCUAUGGCGACUCUAUCACAUCAUCAUCGGCGACUGGUCCGAGAUCAUUCUUGAUCUGCAUCAAAAAUAUGGCAGAGUCAUUCGUCUAGCACCAAAUGAACUAUCAGUCGUGGACGAGUCGGCCAUGAAAGCUCUCCACGGCCACAAUACAACCGCCAUCAAGAGUAAAUGGUACUCUGCCUUCCAGAGCUCUCAAGGAGCACCCAAUCAAUUGGCCACACGAGACCCCAAGGUCCAUGCUGGUAUCCGUCGCAGAUUCGCCCCCGCGUUCAAGAUGACCGUUCUGCUGCACCUGGAGGGUUCUAUGCAGGCUUGUCUGGACAAACUCUGGCGAUCGCUCGAGAAGCCCGCAUCACAGGGCACAGUUAUCGAUAUGUGUCACUAUACCGAGACUGUGACGUGGGAUGGCAUUCUGAAUCGACUCUUGACCGUAUCUACGAUUUUGGGACAUGUCUGGGGUCAGCUUAUCUGGGUCGAUAAUCCCAUCACGCGUCUUUUGGGCAUCAAGAACCCUGUGCAGGAGACCUUUGACUGGGCUUCUAAGAAGGUUCGCCAGCACGAGGCAGAGGAUCGUGAAGGUGUUGAGCCGGAUAUGGUUGACUACUUCUUGAGCUACAAGGAUGCCCAAGGAUUGCCGACAACGCAUCUUGAAGUUGUUGAGGGUGCUUUCGCAGUCACUGGUGCUGGAGCUGAUACCGUGGGGGUUUCAAUGCGCUCGGCCUUGUAUUGGUUGGCCACUAAUUCAGCAGUACUCCAGAGACUGAGAGAUGAGAAUGAUGAUAUCGAUUCAGAAGAGCCAAUCACCUACAAACAGACACAAGAACUUCCUUACUUGAAAGCUGUUGUGAGGGAGAGUCUAAGAAUGUAUCCCUCGAUACCGGCUCCGUUGUAUCGAAUUGUUCCUGCAGGUGUACUGUCGGUCGACGGCCACUUGAUUCCACCUGGAACAGUAGUCGGAAUUAGCAGCCUGGCCCGAAACAGGGACACCGCAAUCUUUGGAAAUGAUGCAAAUGUUUUUAAUCCAGACCGAUGGCUCGGAGACGAAUCAGAAGCGCGAUACAUGGAGACUGCCUUGUUCAACUUCGGAGGUUCUGGACCAAGGUCCUGCUCUGGCCGCGAUCUCGCGAUGAUCGAGCUGUACAAGUUCGUCGCUCAGAUGGUUCAGAAGUUCGAUUUUGGAUUCGUGGAUAAGGCACAUCCAUUCUCGGUGAAGACAUAUUUCUUCGCCAUGCAAAGUGACAUGCGGAUAAGAGUUGCUCGUCGAGAGAAUCAUGUCAGGCUCCGAGGGAAGCCUGUUGACGUUUGA
Molecule: messenger RNA, 1443 nt
Organism: Aureobasidium namibiae CBS 147.97
Lineage: Eukaryota; Fungi; Ascomycota; Dothideomycetes; Dothideales; Saccotheciaceae
Product: cytochrome P450
Exons: 5
Coding region: 1-1443 (480 amino acids)
Molecular function (GO): heme binding; oxidoreductase activity, acting on paired donors, with incorporation or reduction of molecular oxygen; iron ion binding
Source: RefSeq, a predicted model, not a curated record